AUGUGGGCGUUGCACUCUCUCAUGUACAUAACUCGGGCCACAGAGAAGCAACAAGCCUAUCUGCUCGGCAACACAUCCCCCUCUGCCACAACCAUCCUGCUGCCAAUCUAUUGAGAGACAAGAGUUAUGGAAGACAGAGUAGGCUGCCCCUCUGUUUUUGUCGUGGACGUGCCACAGAGGGAUGCCCCCUUUGUGCCACCCGUGCAGAAGACCCAGAAGAAACGGUCGUAUGGCCAGCUGCUGCUGGGAAUCCUGGUGCUGCUGGCAUUGGCUGGUCUAGCCAUAGAAGCUUAUUUCCUCCUCUGCUUCCGCAAGGAACUGGACAAAGCCACAUCAAAGGGACAUGCCGAUGCAACAUUUGAGAAAUCUGUACAAGGUCACAAACCUACCAUUGAAAAGCCAGCUGCUCAUCUGACACUAGGUUCCUCUGUCACUGUGGCUCCGAACGGAUCUCUGCAGUGGGAACCCAUGAAUGGCUUGGCCUUCCUACAGGACAUGAACUACAGUGGGGGUUCCCUGAUUUGCAGCAAGCCUGGACACUAUUACAUCUAUUCCAAGCUCUACUUGGGGCAUUCAAGCUGCCCAGACAUGCAGCAGAACAGCCAGUUUGUCGCUCACACCGUUUACAAGAGGACCUCUCAGUAUCCUGAUGACAUGGUGCUGUUAACCAACAGCAUUCCUUACUGCAACUGGAAGAACAGCAAAGAUUGGAGGCAUAAUAGCUUCCUCGCUGGAAUGGUGCAGCUGGAGGAGAAGGAUGAGAUAUUCAUCAAGGUGUCUCAGCGGCAGCUGCUGUGGGUCAAGGAUGAUUCAAGAUCAUAUUUUGGAGCCUUCAUGAUCUGAGAGAGCUAGUAGAGCUGUGUACAGACAAUUGAAUCUGUGGAACAACCAGAUGGCUUCCUUCUUAUACUGCUGUGGCAGAAUUAGCCUCAAUCCUGCUUCAAUAGCUUGGUAACUUUUCAAAUAUUAUGAAGGUGAAGGGGAGCCUUACUGGGGAGCUGGGUGGGGUCCACCUUGCUGAAAGGAAGAGGCCUGUUCACUCCUUUUGGAUAGAAAAAGAUGUUCCCUUGUGCUGGAUAACAGCACACUGACCAAACGUUUGAAAACAUUUUGGUGGUUGGCAGGAGGGUUUCUGGGACACUGCUGUGAGAGGGAGGGUAGCUUUGUACUUAUCCGCUUUUGUGGAUAAGCCCUCAUACUUCCCCAGACUGCCAAAAGAGAAGAAGAAAAACACGAGACUUCCGGUCUGCUGCCAUCACCGAUAGGCGAGGGAAAUCUCGGGCUCCGAGGUCCCUAGCGGCUCUGAGGAGGGGUGAGCUGCGUGAGCGACGUGGCCACCCAGAGAACCCCCAGAUUGGGCUUUCUGGGAUCGUGGAAAUCCAGCAGCGCUCUGCAAAGUCCCGUUCGCUGCCCGGCAAGCUCUUUUUUAGAGCUCCGAGAGCAGGCUGAGCAGGACAGAGCCUUGGAUCAACUCGCUACCUCAGAGGCGCAAAGCUCCAUGCCGAAGGUGACAGAGUGACAGAUACCUCCCAAAAAAGAGAGAUUGGACUGUAAGUACAUCUCCAAAUAUUGAUUAAAGAAAAUUUGGCCAAGGGAGGGGAGUAAAAAAGGAACUGAGGUCGCUCCCCCCCCCACCGAGAAGUCUGCAUUGCGGCUAACUUGCCUUCAGUCGACUAUAAAGACAAAGUCCUUAAUUUUCCCCAAAAUCUAACUAGAAUCCUUCCCAUUUGGUAGCAGACCCAAGGGAGGGAUGUUUGGUAACUUUGAUCUCUGCAAAUCUAUAAUUUGAACAAGAAAGAGCCCACCUCUGACCUGGAGAUGGGACCCAGGAGGCUCUGACUAGCCGCCAUUAUGUCGUCAUGGGAAGGAAACUAUUAAAUGUUGCGAGACUUUGAACUUUUGAAACAUUUAUAUGAAGUGGUUAAAUUGCUUGAUACAAUAUCAACAGGAGUACUAAAAGACAGUGGAUUUAAAGAGAAAGAAUUCUUUAAAAAAAAGAAAGAAAAAGAAAAAAUAAGAGCAAGACCCCAGUUCAGACUGAAAAUUAAAUAUGGAACCCUGGGAAUAAGAACAGCAGCACCUCUGGCACAACAACCCAUGCCAGUCACUGAAAUAUGAGAAGACAAAGGAUGGAGCCAAACAAAGCACUGAGUCUACAGACACAUGAAGAACGUUUACAAUAUAUCUUUGACCAGGUGCAAGAGAUACUAUGGGAAAUGCGAGAGAACAGAAGACAGACAUUGGCAGAAGAACAACAACAUCUACCCCCAAUGGAAAAUUUGGACCCACAAGCAAGAGACAUUGAGGACAAAAACUUUAAAAUAUUUGAAGAAAUAGAACAAGAGGAACAGGAAAAUCUGAAUCUAGUGCAACCGGUGAGAGAGGGAGCACAGAACUUUUAUUUGAACCAAUGGACUUUAGAAAAAGAAGACAUCUGGGAGAGAGGGAGAACAGAGCCCGGAUAGAGACAAUUAUGCUUGGGUAAAAGAAGUUGAUUGGGCAUGGAAGUG
Zootoca vivipara (common lizard) is the source of this 2510-nucleotide messenger RNA. RefSeq names its product TNF superfamily member 14 (gene TNFSF14). The record is from RefSeq and is a predicted model, not a curated record. Gene Ontology annotation, molecular function: tumor necrosis factor receptor binding. Lineage: Eukaryota; Metazoa; Chordata; Lepidosauria; Squamata; Lacertidae. Gene Ontology annotation, cellular component: membrane. Gene Ontology annotation, biological process: immune response.